UAAAAACUGAUUUCUGCAUUUCUUAAAAAGAGAGAAAAUCCUUUGGUUAUUUUUAUGAAAAUAAAUACUUGUUCUGAUAAACAGGUCUGUGUGUGUGUUUCCACUCACACUUCAGACUAGCCUGAUCUUACAAGUGUUUACAUCAUAAUCUUGCACUAUUCAUCUCUUCCAAAUGGUAGUGGUAAUUGAGCAGUAUGUAUGCCUAAGGCAUGCCACUUUCGUGCAUUUUCACUUAUGUGUAUUCCUAUUCUGACUUCCACCUCUAUUCUGCAAUCAGCUUAUUUAACAAUGAGCAGAUUGCAUGUUUAAACGGUGCUCUUUGUUUAUAAUAAUAAUUGUGCUUUUCCAAUUGAUAGCGAAGGAAUGCGGUAGCUCAAAUAUUUCCCGGGAGCCCAGAUGAGUUACCCAAUAAUGCCGUCAGUCAGCAGCGUGUUCGCAGUUCGAGCUCAUUGUUUGAGAUGUAGAGGACUGGCGCAGGAGGGCGUAGAGUACCUGUGACGAGGAUCGCGCGCGCACACGCAGAACAGCGACAUCACAGCAGAGUUCAUUCCGCGUCUCCGCUCUGUCUCACGAUACUUGGCUUUAAACUAACUACUAGACGACUUUCCUGCGUUUUUGCACGAUUUGUGACGAAAGGCAUUUCAAGUGAAGCGCCUGAGGGAAAGAGAGCUGUUUUAUUUUUUAAGUGAAGAAGAGUAAAACAGCAGCAUUUGUGUAUACCAGAGGAAACGGAGGGGUGAGCAGCAGUCUCGUGGUACUCACCCCUCCUGGUCAGACUGCUGAUACUUGAAGAUGUUGACCCAUAGUGCAUGUCUGCUGUUCUUAAUGUUGCUGGCUGUUGUGUCCACUCUGUGGGGUUACCCCUUUAGACCCCCGCUAGACCUGGAUGUGACCCCCAGAACUACAGUCCUCUCCAACGGGCUGUUGGGCCUCAGGCGCUUCAGAGGCUCGACACUGAACUACAGUUUAUUGCUGCUGGAGGAGGAGGCAGGCGUGCUGUACGUGGGAGCGAGAGGGGCUUUAUAUGCCCUGCAGGCUAGUGACAUCUCCAGCAGCUCUCUGCAGACCAUUGACUGGGAGGCAUCAGAUGAUCAGAAGCAACAAUGCUUGAACAAAGGGAAAGAUAACAAGACAGAGUGCUACAACCACAUACGAUUCCUGCAGAGGUUCAACAGCACUCACUUGUUUACUUGUGGCACACAUGCUUUCAGCCCACUGUGUGCAUACAUUAAUGAGAGACAUUUUAAGUUCUCGUCAGCCUUCGAGGAGGGUCGAGAGAAAUGUCCAUAUGACCCCACCAAAGGCUACACUGGUCUGUUGAUUGAUCAGCAGAUGUACACAGCAUCUCAGUAUGAGUUCCGGAGCUUUCCUGAUAUUCGGCGUAACUCUCCGAAUCCCACACUGAGAACAGAAGAGGCUCCCACUCAAUGGCUACAAGAGGCUGAUUUUGUGGGCUCAGCGCUGGUGAGGGAGAGCGUCAGUAGCUCAGUGGGAGAUGACGAUAAGAUUUACUUCUUCUUCACCGAGAAGAGUCAGGAGCUCAGUCCAUACUUCAGUCACAGCAGAGUCGCACGGGUCGCUCGUGUGUGCAAGAGAGACAGAGGGGGUCUCCUCACACUGCAGAAGAAGUGGACCUCUUUCCUGAAGGCCCGUCUGGUGUGUUCUUUACCUGACUAUGAGUUUCACUUCAACGUGUUGCGGAGUGUGUUUUUUCUGGAGGGCUCCGGCUCUAAGGACUCUGUUUUCUAUGGCAUAUUUGGUCUGGAAUGGAAAAACGUAAAGGCGUCUGCUAUCUGCCAGUACUCGGUUUUGGAUAUCCAGUGGGCCUUUGAAGGUCCUUACAUAGAAAACAAAGAGGACUCCAGCUCCAAAUGGACCCAGUACACAGGGAAGGUGCCAGAACCACGACCUGGCUCGUGCAUCACAGAUGAUCUUAGAGCAAAAGGCAUCAACUCAUCCAUUAACCUGCCAGACGAUGUACUUCACUUUGUCCGUCGCCAUCCACUCAUGUACAGACAGAUCCUUCCUCAAGAACAGCGCCCUCUGCUGUUUAGGAGGAAUGUGGACUACACCAAAAUUGCUGUACACAGAGUUACUGGUCUAGAUGGUCAGAUAUACCAUUUACUCUUUAUUGGGACAGACGAAGGAUGGCUGCUAAGGGCUGUGAAGGUUGUUGGUAAGCUGCACAUCAUUGAGGAGCUGCAGCUGUUUGAGGAACCCCAGCCAGUAGAAAGUAUAGUCAUCUCUGAGAAACAGAUGAGUGUGUAUGUGGGUUCGCCCACGUCAGUGGUGCAGUUGCCCUUGUCCACAUGCAGCAGAUACUCCUCGUGCUUUGACUGUGUGAUGGCGCGUGAUCCCCUCUGUGCCUGGGAUGGACUGGAGUGUGCGGAGAUUACAUCACACAACAGAAGAGCCAAUCUGACACAAGAUAUUCUGAAUGGAAACCAGGGCUGUGAUGAAUCAACAGCAGAUGACCGAGUGUUACACCGCUCUCGCUCUGUGAUGGCGGGUGAUGACGUGCUGCUUCAAUGUGAGCUCAGCUCCAAUCUGGCAACCCCUGAGUGGAUGCUGAAUGGACAGGAACUGCCAGGUUAUGGACUGGACUCUGGUUACCGUAUCGGCACUGACGGUCUCCUGGUCAUCGAGGCACAGCCUUCCCAGAGCGGCAACUACUGCUGCUUUGCCCUGGAGAAUGGUGUCCAUGUUCCUGUGGUGAUCUACAGCUUGACAGUUCGCAAGGAGCUUCCCGCACCUCCUCCUGUUGAGCCAACACGGCAACGGUUGACCACAGCGAUCUACUGGACCAUUCAGUCUUCCAAAAGUGACUCCCCGGAUGACUCCCAUCCAACCCCAAUGUCUCCUCGCUUCGAGUUCCUAUCUGUGAGGAACAUGGAGGCCAUGUACCUCUCCCUAAUCACAAUUCUAGGAGGCCUGUGUUUUGUUCUAACAGUCAUCCUGAUUUAUAUGGGAUUCUGUUUGCAAGGACGGAGGGGUAAAUACUCUUUACGGGCUGCAGCUCGUGCCGAAAGAAAGCAAGGUGCCCACAUGGAGCUGAAGACCAUCUCCAGCCACUGCAAUGGGAAAUCGGAUGAUGGUCUGCUGCAGAUCGUCCCUGGAGAAGCAACAAUGUCACCCAACAAAGAGCUUCCUCCUGCUCCACCUCCCCCACCGCCUCCAGAAUCAGAGUACGUCAAUGGAUUCUCUGCCACUUUACCAAGCGUCUUACGCAAGAUGAAUGGCAACAGCUAUGUGUUGUUGAGAGAGACAGAUGGAGACACCACGUCUCCACUCUAUUACUCCUUCACAGAGGAGCUCAACAGGAUACUGGAGAAGAGGAAGCACACGCAGCUGUGUAGUAAACCUGAUGAGAGCUCGGUGUGAAAUCAGCCUACCCUGUGGAGAUGCGUUUGAACACUGAAGUAUUCAAGGGCAGUGUCAUCAUAUAAUACCCCUUCUUCACCCAGACUAACUUUAACGAGAUUCUAAUGAGUAGCUACAGCUGCUUUUAUUGGAAGAUAAACAAAGCAUUGGUAUUCCUCUAAAAGGAGCACGCUCCCUCUCCGUUUACAUUUCAGAUGUAGAGCUUGUGACUUUCAACAGACUGAGGAAAGCCUACUGAUCACAAAUAGCAAAGAAGAGACACAUACAAUGGAAAUUCUACCUCAGCAAAUGGUAUCGCACAGCUUUUGGCUUGUUUCAGCAUGCUUGAUUUAAAUUCAAGAACAAAAGAGCCCAUCCGGGGGAAUCAAGUAAAUGAUUCAGUUACACACUGGUACUGGAAGAAACAUUUAUAAGAGAGCAUUGUAAAAAAGCAAC
Molecule: messenger RNA, 3816 nt
Organism: Carassius carassius (crucian carp)
Lineage: Eukaryota; Metazoa; Chordata; Actinopteri; Cypriniformes; Cyprinidae
Product: semaphorin-4G-like
Exons: 15
Coding region: 793-3381 (862 amino acids)
Biological process (GO): semaphorin-plexin signaling pathway; positive regulation of cell migration; negative chemotaxis
Molecular function (GO): semaphorin receptor binding; chemorepellent activity
Source: RefSeq, a predicted model, not a curated record